Molecule: messenger RNA, 11298 nt
Organism: Hyla sarda
Lineage: Eukaryota; Metazoa; Chordata; Amphibia; Anura; Hylidae
Gene: PDE4A
Product: phosphodiesterase 4A
Exons: 21
Coding region: 799-3012 (737 amino acids)
Biological process (GO): signal transduction
Cellular component (GO): nucleus; cytosol; perinuclear region of cytoplasm
Molecular function (GO): 3',5'-cyclic-AMP phosphodiesterase activity
Source: RefSeq, a predicted model, not a curated record
GUGACUAUUGGGUCAGGAGGAGCAAAGGCGGGAAUUUGUGUGGAGGAUUGUGUGAGGUGAUUCUAGACUGUUCUGCCUCUGUGCCUCAGUGAUGGCGAUGGUUCGGUCGUUAUAGGCUAUAGAAUUCAAAAAGAAAUAUGAAAAAAUUAUGGAAAACUUGAGGUGGCUGAGCAAAUGCGAAACCUGGUGGCCUUGCACAUUUUUUCACAGCUGAGGAUGAGAAUGCGCUGACAUAGUGAGGAGACGUCUGGGUGUCACAUUCUACAGACAGAAGUUUUAGCUGGACCAGGCGGAAGCCAACAGGAACCGCCAGUGUGCCCAAUCGAAUGUUUUCUCAGCAUCAACAGAGAGCAGGGGCACCAACGGUCCUCCUUGAUGGAGAACAAUAAUUGCCAACAGUGGGAACUGGCACUGGCAAGGGAUUGGUAGCAGGCGGACAUGUUUUCAUACCUCUGCUCAAAAGAAAUCACAUACAUCAUUUCUUCAAGAGAGCUGGGAUUCCAAUUCUAAGCUGCAGAACAAACCCUUAGCGAAUUGGUGUUUCUUUCAAUAACCUCUAAAAUGGAAUAUAAUUGCACCUGUCACAUUGUAGAAAUAUGACUCCAGAUUUACAUAUGGAUUAAGGCCUCGAGACCAGACUUUUGAUGUGGAAAAAUCUGGAUUACUGUUUUAUUUAGUGACCUACUUGGGAAUACUUGGUAUUUGGAUUGCAAACUAUAAUUAGACGUAAAAGACUGAGAAACCUGUAUGCCUGCGAGCUGAAAGGGCACUGAUGUGACCCCUGUGCACUGGUUUACAAUGAAGAAAAGCAGGAGUGUUCUGACUGUCUCGGGAGAUGAGCAAAAACCCAGAGACGAAUCAGGGAGAUAUAGCAGAUCGUACACUUCAUCCAGCACCCUGGGUGCAGAACUUCGCAGGGGGAAAAGGCGACCCUCCUCAACCCUUCAGGUUCCACCCUGGAGACCCGGUGAGAGGGCACGCUCACCAGACUAUGACAGCAUGCAGAGACCGACCACUCUCCCCCUGCGGAUCCCUCCACGCAUCUCCAUCACUCAUGUGGAUCCUGACAGCUUCGAUGUGGAAAAUGGGCCUUCUCCAGGUCGCAGCCCGAUUGAUUCGCAGGCGAGUCCAGGGCUGGUGUUGCACCCCAGCUUCCCACAAAGCCAGAGAAGGGAGUCAUUCCUGUACCGGUCGGACAGUGACUAUGACAUGUCCCCCAAAACCAUGUCUCGGAACUCCUCCAUCACCAGUGAGGCGCACGCUGAAGACCUCAUUGUUACCCCAUUUGCUCAGGUGCUGGCCAGCCUGCGUAGUGUCCGGAACAAUUUCACAAUCCUCGCCAACGUAACAACACCCAACAAGCGCUCCCCAGUAAUGCCUCAGCAAACGGUCUGUAAAGCCACUCUCUCAGAGGAGACAUAUCAGCAGCUAGCCAAAGAGACGUUAGAAGAACUAGAUUGGUGUCUGGAUCAGCUGGAGACCGUUCAGACCUAUCGCUCUGUCAGUGAAAUGGCUUCCAACAAGUUCAAGAGAAUGCUGAACCGUGAGCUGACCCACUUGUCUGAAAUGAGCCGUUCUGGGAACCAGGUCUCAGAAUAUAUUUCCAGCACCUUUCUCGACAAACAGAAUGACGUGGAGAUCCCUUCCCCAACACAGAAGGAGCGGGAGAAGAAGAAGAAACAGCAAACCAUGUGCCAAAUCAGUGGCGUCAAGAAGCUCACCCACAGCUCCAGCCUGACCAACUCUACUAUACCUCGAUUUGGAGUGAAGACCGACCAGGAGGAGCCUCUCGGAACGGAAUUAGAAAAUUUAAACAAGUGGGGCCUUAAUAUCUUCCGAGUUGCGGAAUAUUCCAAUAACCGUCCGCUGAGUUGUAUCAUGUACACCAUAUUUCAGGAGCGAGAGUUGUGCAAGACCUUUAAGAUCCCUGUAGACACACUAAUAACUUACAUGAUGACCUUAGAAGAUCACUACCAUGCAGACGUGGCGUACCACAACAGCUUGCACGCCGCUGAUGUCACGCAGUCCACCCACGUGCUUCUCUCCACUCCAGCAUUAGACGCGGUGUUUACAGAUCUGGAGAUCUUAGCGGCGGUGUUUGCAGCUGCCAUUCAUGACGUCGACCACCCUGGAGUUUCCAAUCAGUUUCUUAUUAAUACAAAUUCAGAGCUGGCAUUGAUGUACAAUGACGAGUCGGUGCUGGAGAAUCAUCAUCUGGCCGUGGGAUUCAAGCUCCUGCAGGAAGAGAACUGUGACAUUUUCCAGAACCUGACAAAACGCCAGCGUCAGUCGAUGAGGAAGAUGGUGAUUGACAUGGUCCUAGCAACAGAUAUGUCCAAACACAUGAGUUUGUUAGCGGAUCUGAAGACCAUGGUGGAGACCAAAAAGGUGACCAGUUCUGGUGUCUUAUUGCUAGAUAACUACACAGACAGGAUACAGGUCCUCCGCAAUAUGGUGCAUUGCGCUGAUCUCAGCAACCCGACCAAACCACUCGAGCUGUAUCGUCAGUGGACGGACCGCAUCUUGGAGGAGUUCUUCAGACAAGGUGAUAAAGAGCGAGAAAGGGGGAUGGAGAUCAGCCCUAUGUGUGACAAGCACACGGCCUCUGUGGAGAAAUCACAGGUUGGCUUCAUUGACUAUAUUGUCCACCCUCUGUGGGAGACAUGGUCAGACCUCGUACACCCGGACGCUCAGGAUAUCUUGGACACAUUGGAGGACAACAGGGAUUGGUACCAGGGCAUGAUCCCCCAGAGUCCAUCACCACCACCGGAUGACCAGGACAAGGAUGAGGAAUCCUGCAUUGAUAAGUUCCAGUUUGAGCUGACGUUGGAAGAAGAAGGGGAAGAAUCUGACAAGGACAGGAAUAGUGGCAUUGAGGAAGAGGAGGGUCCUCUCCAGAGUCCUGACAUCUCUGAGCAUCAUCCAGACAUUGAGGAGGACACGACAAUACAAGAAGGAGAAGUAGAACAGACUGAGGACUCCUCGGACAACACCUCUCCGGUGGAGUCCUGAACCUUAAUGACACUUAAAACUCUAAAGACGUAACUUGAUAAAACAAAGAACUAUUUUACACGGAGAUCAAAAUGUGGUUUAUUUCCAGUUUCAUAUUUAUUUAUUUUUUUGCUUUUUAAAUUUUUUUUUUCCUUUUUUGUCUUUUGUUGUAUUUUUUUGUAUUCUCAAGGGGAACAAACACAAUUACUGUAGAUUCAGAUACUUUGCACAGAAUAGGAGUUUGUUGCCAUAAGAAAGUUACAACACACUCUACAAACAAAAAAGAACUGUAACUUAUUUUAUUUUUAAUACUUUUUUUUUCCCUUUCAAUUUUUUCUUUCCCUUUUCAAACGGAUGCAACAAGCGAAAAACAAGUUUUAAUUUCUAUAUAUUUGCGCAUGCAGUGAUAAGCCAUUUUUUUUUCAGGAUAAUGGAAAAAAAAAGAACAAAAACCCAUUGAGAACUAAACUGAAAAACAUACAUAAUUUUUUUUUUUUAUUUCCUACAGUGGAACGUUGUCAAUUUUUUUAUUGUAUUUAUUUUUAUUUUUUUUGUAAAACUACAAAAGAAAAUUCUACUCACUCGGUCAAGCUGGGGCCACUCCUGUGGAUUAUACUGUAUUUUUUAUUUUUAUCUGUUUUAUUUUCAGGGGUGAAGUAGGAAUCACAAGGACUGUGGAAGGGGUGUGCCUUUUAUGUAUAUGUAUUUUUGUGUCUUUAGUUGUGUGGCAAAAUGGCGCUCCCAUGGCAAAGGCUUCUGGGUAAUCGGUGAGCAGCAGCGGUCCUACAAGGUUCCAUGUGACCUAUAAAACGCGUGUGUGGUGGUCAGAUUCUCCCCAAGGGGUAAGAGGUCACACAAGACGCAAGGGGAAGGUCUGUCACCCUCUGUUUGGUAGCCAAACUGUAAAUGAAUGUGGAAUCCUUUAGCCUCCAACAGACACUUUUUUUUUUUUUUUGGUAUAAAAGAAAAAGGAGAAAAAAAAUAAUACGUAAAAAAUAGUAAUAUUUUAUUUAAAUUUAUCCUUCUCUCUAAUCUCGUAACAUAGAUAUAUCUAUAUAUAUAAUAUAUAUUUUCUAAAUGCUUAUUAUUUAUCGAUCGCCUUCUCUCACGAGAUCCACGUCAACGCCAUAGAUUUAUAGAAGGUUGCAGCGAGAGCAUAAAAAAAAAAUUAAAAAAAAGGACUAAUAGACGGGGAACAGAAUGAUUGUCAAUGUAGAAGCCUCUUGCAGCUUGGCUGAAAGUCUUCCUCAACUGUACUUUUUGUUAUUUUUGCACGUACUGGCAAUACACUCACAGCAAAGCGUUUUUUAGGAGACGGCAAGCUGCAAAAGUGUCUGUGGGGGAGGGGCGGGUGGUUUUGAAGGGGGCGAGGGAUAUAAUACAUUGACUUUCCACCAGCAGUUUAUUACUUUCUUUUACAUUUUAUUUAUUUUUUUCUUUUUUUAUGUUGUAUUGUGUGCGUGCAUAUUUUUUUAAAAUAUAUUUUUGUAUUAUUUUUCUUGCCAAAAUUUUUUGCAGGUCUGUAAGCUGCCUCUACGGAAGAUGAAUAUAUGUCAAAAAUCCUUUGUGUUGUACCUGAUCUUUACUACUGUAAUAUCAUUAGAACUAAUCUUGCCAGAUUAUAUGUUCCUCUGUCGCCCUAGGAGAGGGGCACUGCGUUCCUAAGUCUGCUGGAUUUCUAAUAGCUCUCAGCCUGCAGGACCUCACCUCUCUGCUGGUUUAGUGUCUGCACAGAUAGGAUGCCUUAUGGUUGAUGUAUAGUGGUCCUUCAUUUUUAUCAAAUUUAAUUAAUAAUUAUUUAUAGUGUGGAAACCCCCUCGCCAAACCUGGGCAACAUGUCUGGACACAGGACCCACUCCCAUGUCCCCAUGAUCAGUAUUAGCAAUGACCACUCAUUCAUUGCCCUAUAUAGAUUUCAAUUCUAACGCAUUUCAGUCAAGUUUAUCUCUAAACUUGGUAUCCUAUCGCUAAAAAACAGUCACCAGCUUCUAUGUCAGCCCAAUACCCACCAGGCUCCAUAAAGCCAACUUUCCCCUGAUGUAGUUUGCUAUUGGAUGGGACUGUCAACUCAUAACGCAUUUAGUAUCCUAAUUGAAGUUGGUUUGCCUCAUCUCCCAGUGGUGGUGGUGAAUAGCAACUCUCCUAAAUAAUAGCCACACCAAAAUGGCUGCGUUGAACACAUAUUUGGCCAUAGAGAAGCAGCUUACAGACAGCAGUAUUUAUUUAUAGUUACAUCUGCCUUAAAAGCCAAAAUGUGUUGUCCAUAAUCUCGCGAAUCAUUGUUUUUUUUAUUUAUUUCAUGUGAAAGGGCUGUCCAGGGCGAGAGGGUGGAGAGCGCAAAACAAAGUUUUUUAAUAUUUAAUACCAUUUGGCACAUACAUUGUGUUUUUAUUUUGUAAUAUAUUUUAUUUCCUAUGUGGCUUGCAUCCUUCCAAAGAUUAUAAAAACAGAGCAUUGUACUUAGAGAAUGAGGCUAUGGAGGACCUUUUGUGUGCCUGGAGUGUUGGGAAACGUGGUUGUAUGAGUGUGGGAUAAAAAUAAAUGUUGUAAGUGUGUGGUGGCAUCUCUGAGGAAAAGGUGGGGAAGGGGGCCUUCCACCACUCUGGAGAUAUGACAUCUGAAUCCCUUGGCGUCUUUUGUUUACAUGAACAAUCUCUCACAUUAUGGCUAUAAAAGGUACCAAGGGAAUCAGACGACUGCUGGCAAUCCGGCAUGCUUUACACCAGUCCCCCAACCUGGUCCUCUAGGCUCACAAACAGGAUUGAAAUUGUCCCUGUUCCAAUAGAGUAACUGAAAAAGAAACAGAAUGUUGGCGGGCCUUGAGGACUGGGUUGGGGACCACUACUUUACACCAUUAGGCUUUUUAAUGGAUGAUCCAAAUCGAGAAAACAGUGAGUACCUUUAAAACUUAACUAUGUUUCAAUAGUACUGUACAAUUAUUUACAGUAGCCUCUACCAUAGCAUCUGUAAGAUGACCUGGGAAAGCUGAACCAGUGGGGAAAAAGAAUCCCCAAGCAUUGGACUGGAAAAUGAUGCCUAAUAUAUACUCCUCCCCUUUGUGAGCCUUGUCAACCAAUCAGCAGAACUAAGAGGGGCCACAUGACACACUUUAGUGCCUCCUGAGUGUGCUAGAAUGAGGGUUUACUAACUAGCACUUAAGGGGGGAGAUAGGUAGUUAUAAAGUCUAUCCUGUUGUGCCCACCAGUUAAUCUUUAGUAGAGGUGUCUCAAUGUAAAAAUUUGACAAUUAUCAUGUUUGCGAUAAUUGUCCAUUUAUCCCAAGGUGUAAAGUAAUGGCCCACACCGGUGCAGGUCCCAUGAUUUGCUCUCAAGUAGCAGUGGUCAGUUUUCACUGUCACUAUAUAGUCUUGAGUAAGAGACCCAGUCAUGGUAAGAACAGACAAGUGCUCUUGGGUGUAAGGUUGUUAGGCAAUACCUUACUGGGAAGUCUAACGUUUUAUGAAAAUAUUUUAUAUACCCUCUAAAAGCAGGUUUGAAGAGGGUAGAGCAAUGGUCCCCAACUCAGCCCCCAAGACUGAGCCUGGAGGACUGGGUUUAUGAACCACUGAUGUAAAAUGAUCCCAAUGGCCUCUGAGGCGUGUUGCCUUGUGUUGAGUUUCUCUUUGUAAAAGGUCUAAGGUUUGCACUUUAUGCUCUACUUAUAGAAGUUAUAUACUGCAGCCUUUUCUGUGACACUAACCUGUAUUGAGGAAUAGAUCAGCCAUUCACAGUCAUGGAAGACAUGUCCAUCAUUUCACACCAUCUCGAGAAUCUUCAUACUUUUGCUCGUUUCUCAUUUCAUUCCAAGUGAGCGAGCCUGCACUAAAUAAAUAUGUGAGUGUGUGUGUGCUACCACUUUAUGAACUUUGCACAGCUGUAAACUUUGUCCUACGUGUUUGGGUCGAUCUAGUGUAUUAUUCAAGUGUUCUUCUGUCCUAGUUGAUCCUACAACCCACAUUUGGUCAACAGGUAGCAAGAGAAUCAUAGCUUUUCAUAUACAGUGUGGAUGAAGGUCUAUAGUUGAUCCUGUUUCAUGAAUCGUUUUUGUUUUUCACACAAAAAAAGCCAAUUGAGACAGAUUCCAGCAAUGUCUGAAAGGGCUAAGUGAUGAUAGGAGGCCUAAAUGUUAGGUGAGGCUGAAUGGUGAUCAUCCUCUAAGCCACAUCCAUCUACCUGAUUACUUAGAUUCCUAAUAAAUGGGGACAUGUCACUUUUAUUUUUCAGAGGCAGCCAUACGUUUACAAAUGUUAUGGACAAUGAGAUAUUUCGUAGCAAGGUAGGGAUUACACUGGACUGUCUAAUUCCAGACCUUAUCAUAAUACUGAGAGACACCAGGGAGUGUAUGAGGCUAAAACUAUAUGGACAAUCCUGGUUCUUAUGAUUGCCUACCAUAGUGGACCCACCGAUAUCAUUGUACCCAUCAUAGGUGACACAGCCAAACGAGUACUAAGUAAUAGCUUUACCAUAAAAACAACACUGUUAUACAUUGUAACCCUUAUCCUAAGGUCACAUGACCCUCAUGGUCAGCAAAUAUUAAGAUACUUUUCCCAAUGCAAUGGAAUUUCUUGGAGAAUUUUGCCUUUAUUUAACGGAACACUAAACCAUAACUCUGAUCUACAUUGUGUUGUUGGAAAUCUAUUAUUCCCUGUAAGCAGUCAUAGCAGACUCAAAAUUCAUGGCCCCUUAAAGGUUACACACAUCCACCAUAUUCCUGUCUGUAUUGUACUAACAAGCUACGCUCAGUGGAAUUUCCGCAUUCAUCUUUACAUUCCCCAGAUGCUCCUGGCAUGAUACUUAAUAAACAAGGAAGGCCCCGUUUGCUUUCUGGCGCCAAAGGAUGUUGUAUGGUUUUAAGGUGUCCAUACAUAGAGCAGGGCUUGGCCUCUAGGCAGCAUUUGUCACAGUCUCACGAUGUGUCCCUGGUGUUUCUCAGUAUUAAAUACUAUUAGGCUUAGCUCCUAGAGAAAUCUUUUGUCCAUGUUUCUUCUCUUAUUGUAGUAUUAUCUGAUUGUUAUAGCCCCAGUGUUCUACAUUCUGAUGGAUUGCAAUGCCAUCAGAAUAAUGGUUCUAUCCACUCACUGGUAUUAAAAUGUGUACUGUAAAAGAUGGGUCACUUCUGGGGUCAGAUGUCAUUUUUGUUUCAAUAAAUACAGUCAUGGCCGUAAAUGUUGGCACCCCUGACAUUUUUCAAGAAAAUGAAGUAUUUCUCACAGAAAAGUAUUGCAGUAACACAUGUUUUGCUAUACACAUGUUUAUUCCCUUUGUGUGUAUUGGACCUAAACCUGGACAAAAUUAUUGGCACCCUUAACUUAAUAUUUGGUUGCACACCCUUUGGAAAAAAUAACUGAAAUCAGUCGCUUCCUAUAACCAUCAAUAAGCUUCUUACACCUCUCAGCCAGACUGUUGGACCACUCUUCCUUUGCAAACUGCUUCAGGUCUCUCUUAUUGGAAGGGCGCCUUUUCCCAACAAAAAUUUUAAAGGGGUAUCCCCUAUCCAAAGGAUAGGGGAUAAGAUGGCUGAACAUGGGAGUCCCGCCGCUGGGGACCCAUGCUCUGCCCCUCAGUCCCACCGCUGGGGACCCACGCUAUCCCGCCCCCUCCCGUAGGCUUGCAUUGAGGGGCGGAGGCGUGACGUCACACGCUGCCGGCCCGGUGGUCGCCUGUAAUCAGACCCGGAGCGAACAUGCUCCGGGGACUGAUUACAAACGGGGUGCCGCGUGCAUGAUCCCGGGGGUCCCCAGCGGCGGGACUCCCGCGAUCAUGCAUCUUAUCCCCUAUCCUUUGGAUAGGGGAAAAGAUGUAUAAGCACCGGAGUACCCUUUUAAGAUCUCUCCACAGGUGUUCAAUGGGAUUUAGCGCUUUGUUGCCAUCCAUUUCUAGGUGCUUUUUGACACGUUUGGAGUAAUUCUCCUGCUGGAAGACCCAAGAACUCGGAAGCAAACACAGCUUUCUGACACUGGGCUGUACAGUGCGACCCAAAAUCCGUUGGUAACCCUCAGAUUUCAUGAUGCCUUGUACACAUUCAAGGCACCCAGUGUCAGAGGCAGCAAAACAACCCCAAAACAUCAUUGAACCUCACCCAUAUUUCACUGUAGGUACUGUGUUCUUUUCUUUGUAGGCCUCAUUCCGUUUUCAGUAAACAGUAGAAUGAUGUGCUUUACAAAAAAAAAAAAAAGACGUUUUCCCAGAAAGAUUUUGACUUGCUCAAGGUCAUUUUGGCAAAAUGUAGUCUUGCUUUUUUAUGUCUCUGUGUCAGCAGUGGGGUCCUCCUGGGUCUCCUGCCAUAGCGUUUCAUUUAAUUUAAAUGCCGAAAGAUAGUUUGCACCGAGACUAAUGGUCCCUGAGCCUGCAGGACAACUUGAAUAUCUUUGGAACUUGUUUGGGGCUGCUUAUCCACCAUCCGGACUAUCCUGCAUAUACACCUUCCGUCCACGUCCAGGGAGAUUAGCUACAGUGCCAGGGGUUGCAAACUUCUUGAUGUUGUGCAAAGUGGACAAAGGCAAAUCUAGAUCUCUGGAGAUGGACUUGUAACCUUAAGAUUGUUGAUAUUUUCCCACAAUUUUCGUUCUCAAUUCCUCAGACAGUUCUCUUCUCCUCUUUGUCGUCCAUGCUUAGUGUGGCACACACAGACACACAAUGCAAAGACUAAGUGAACUUCUCCCUUUUUAGCUGCUUUCCGGUGGGAUUUUGAUAUUGCCCACACCUGUUACUUGCCCCAGGUGAGUAUAAAGGAGCAUCACAUGCUGGAAACAAUUACAUUUUUCCACAAUUUUGAAAGGGUGACAAUAAUUUUGUCCAGCCCAUUUUUGGAGUUUGGUGACAUUAUGUCCAAUUAGCUUUUUUCCCUCCCUUUUUUGGUUUAGUUCCAAUACACACAAAAAGAAUAAACAUGUGUAUAGCAAAACAUGUGUUACUGCAAUCCUUUUCUGUGAGAAAUACUUCAUUUUCUUGAAAAAUUUCAGGGGUACCAACAUUUACGCCCAGAAUCGAAGUUCUAUGUGCAGUGCAACCAGCCUAUUUUCUUUGGGGUUGACAUUGCAUCGCAUUUACAGAUCAGUAAGAUUUGUUAAUUUUGCCAUACAUGAGACAUUACAUAAUCCCAAAAUUGUUCCUUUUUUACUCCCAGUCUAAGCUUUUGGCAUUUAGUAUUCUGUUUGCCAGUAUAAACUAAAAAAUUAUGUAGAUUUACAAUCUUGAAAAUCCAGCUUGGUCAAGAUUGGGGCUUGGUUUGUGCCCACAGCAGUUCCCUCUUUUAAUAUCAGAUAUUUAUUUGACUGUCCAUGUAUCAAAAACUGUUGCUCCACUGUUGGAUCAUACAGAUAACCUAUGGCCAAACGCUGGAGCCGGGAACUUGUGACAUCAUAGCCCCCCCUUAUGACAUCACGCUCCAGCCCCCUCAAUACAAGUCUAUGGGAGGGGCCAUAAGCAGCUGGGCACAUGCCAUUGAUUGUCUAAUGUCUCUGGUAAUCCAUCCUAAAAAGAUUUAAAAGGAACAUUUCAUUUGAAAACCUCUUGUAAUUUGUCAUGUUUUUUUUUAUGUAUUUUUAUUUUUGCCUUUCCUCAAUUUCCAUGUGUUUUUGAUGUGUCUUUAGCAAUUAGGUGACGUCUACAACCAGUGGAGAGGCCACCAUGUCUCCUCACCGUCUAGUUUGGGAUAUGAAAAGUGUUGAAAAUUUGUACCUGUUAGGAAAAAAAAAAAAAGACUAGCGUUGAAAAUAUAAUACGAUGAAAUGCCAUUUCUGUACACAGUACUGUAGCAAUUGUUUUUUUCUAUUUUAGCCAUCACUUAUUAAUUAACUCUUGCAGCCCCGGAGGGACUUUACAAAACUGUGUUAUCGAAGGUGUCCUCGGGGGCUGUGUGGAGUUUCCCCCCUUCUCUGCUGGAAAGGAGGGACAGAGCAUAGAUCUCCUGCAUCCGGCAGUGGAGGGGUUAAGCCUCAAUUGAAUCCUUUAUGGUUCUUGUACAGUUUUGUUUUUUUCUUUUUUAAUUCCGUUUUGCGAGUGGUUGGUUUAAAAUAAUGAACAAAAACAAAAUAUAUAUAAAAAAAAUGGAAAUAUAAUGAAUUUUUUUUUUGUACAUAUGUAAUGUUAAGAUUGUACAUUUCUUCUAUGGGUGGGCGCCUCAGGUUUGAGAGGUGCUGAUACGGUCAAUGCUCCUGGUGAGACACAUAGCUGCAUUCUAUGUAUAUUUAUAUGGUGUAAUAUAGACAAAUUGAGAAUUGUAGAGUCGUUAUUUCUGAAAUUGUUGUAUCACAUUGCACUGUCCUCUGUACCUUACCAAAUCAUGAAUUACAGCUUCUGAACUGAA